AUGUUGAGUAGAUUGCGGCCUGCUAUCUACUCUCCCCGAAAAGUACCUUUUACCCGACAAAUAUCCAAUUUUAAGGUCAUUGGACAUACAGUUCGAUGCCAGCAUAUACGAGAGCGUCCAGGCGCGGUCGAGCCCGGUCAUGAGCAUCGACUCAGGCUUGCGGUAAAACAGUACAUUCCAAAGGAUAACCCUCAUCCGCAGGAAGGCGACGUGACGAUUAUAGCAGGCCACGGAAAUGGCUUCCCAAAGGAAAUGUAUGAACCCUUGUGGGAUAAAAUAUAUGAACGAUUUCGUGCCGUCAAUCGACGAAUUCGGGGGAUCUGGAUUGCUGACGCUGCUCAUCAAGGCCAGAGUGGCGUAUUGAAUGAGUCCAUCUUGGGCGAUGACCCGAGUUGGUGGGAUCAUGGUCGUGAUCUCCUCUCCCUUAUUAAUCGACAUCAGGACGAGAUGCCGCAUCCCAUCGUGGGUAUUGCCCACAGUAUGGGCGGAAUGCAGCUGGCACACCUUUCGCUCAUGCAUCCGUCGCUUUUCCAGGCCCUUGUAUUAAUCGAACCAGUGAUCCAAAGAGGAAACCCGAGCAAAGAGUUCGCGCUUCCAUCCACGUACCGACGCGACUUAUGGCCGUCGCGAGAAGAAGCGUCCCAAAAAUUCCAGUCCAGCUCGUUCUACCAAAACUGGGAUCCCCGUGUCCUGGACAAAUGGGUUGAAUAUGGAUUACGGGAUACUCCCACGGAGCUCUACCCCCAAGGUGACGAAGAUGGACAACAACAAACAGUCACAUUGACCACCACGAAAGCCCAGGAACUGUUCACCUUCUUACGGCCAGCCUAUAUUGACAGGCGAUCUGGACUGCCUCGCGGAGAUCCACAUCGUGAGGUACACCCAGCUGAAAUCGAUGAUUAUCCGUUCUAUCGUCCGGAACCUGCGCAGAUGUUCCGUCGUCUCCCGGAUCUUAAGCCGAGUGUUUUGUACAUGUUUGGAGAGUCUUCGGUACUGUCCUCGCCCGUCGCACGGCAGGAGAAGAUGCAGACAACCGGUACAGGCAUCGGGGGUAGUGGUGGGUUUUCUCAGGGACGCGUGAAGGAGUUGGUCCUUCCGAGUGGCCAUUUGAUUCCCAUGGAUAGUGUUGCGGAUUGUGCUGCUGCGAGUACUGAUUUUAUCCACGCCGAGCUGUCAAGUUGGGAAUCGGCCAGGAAAGCACAACGGGAAGCUUGGGAGAGGAUCCCUCGCGUGGAGAGGGUCAGCAUUGAUGAACAGUGGAAAGAGCAUAUUGGGAAAUUACCAAAGAAGCGGAAGGGAUGA
Molecule: messenger RNA, 1302 nt
Organism: Aspergillus tanneri
Lineage: Eukaryota; Fungi; Ascomycota; Eurotiomycetes; Eurotiales; Aspergillaceae
Product: alpha/beta hydrolase
Exons: 4
Coding region: 1-1302 (433 amino acids)
Source: RefSeq, a predicted model, not a curated record